AUGAGUUCGGAGUACAAUCGCUCUUCACUACCUCUUCCAAUUUUCCAUGGAGAAAACUAUGAUUUUUGGUCCAUUAAAAUGAGGACCUAUUUUCGAUCACAAAAUCUAUGGAAAAUUGUUGAAGAAGGAAUCACUAUUCCGGAAGAUAUUACAUCUCUUUCGGAAGACCAAAAGAAGGCACUCGAGGAUAAUCAACAAAAGGAUUCUCAUGCAUUAUAUUGCUUGCAACAAGCUAUGGCGGACAAUCUUUUUCCACGAAUUAUGAGCGCAGCAACGGCAAAAGAAGCAUGGGACACGCUACAGGAGGAGUUCCAAGGAACAGUCAAGGUACGCGCAGUUAGACUACAAAAGCUUAGAAGAGAUUUUGAGAAUCUUAGAAUGAAAGAUAAUGAGACUGCAAAAGAUUACUAUUCUAGAAUUAAAGAAAUAGUAAAUCAAAUGGGAGCCUAUGGAGAAAUAAUUUCUGACAAGAAUAUAGUACAAAAGAUACUAAUUUCUUGUACAGAAAAAUAUGAUUCAAUAGUUUCUGUGAUAGAGGAAACUAAAGAUUUAGAAACUCUAUCACCAACUGAACUAAUGGGCUCUCUUGAAGCAUAUGAAAGUAGACGAGAAAGGCAUAAGGAAAGUGAAGUAGAAAAUGCCUUUCAGUCUAAAAUCAAUUCGCGAAAUCCCAUCAAGUUAAUUUUUGUGAAGAGAAAAAUGAUGAAAGUAAUCUCUUCUAUGUCUGCCAAAGAAGAAAAAGAUACUUGUUAA
Molecule: messenger RNA, 753 nt
Organism: Cannabis sativa
Lineage: Eukaryota; Viridiplantae; Streptophyta; Magnoliopsida; Rosales; Cannabaceae
Exons: 2
Coding region: 1-753 (250 amino acids)
Source: RefSeq, a predicted model, not a curated record